GAAGUUUGGCUUACGUUGAGGAAAGUGGGCAGAGCCGUUGAAGGGUAUGAUCGCAGUGAGAGGCGGAGAGGAGGGCAGACACAGCAGAGAAGCGACGUGCGAAGGACGGGCAAGAUGAAGUCGGGGACGGCGCAGCUCAAAAACCCACCAAAACGACGAAAAUCUCUCCUAAAUGCAACAGUGACGGUGGUAGACGAUGGGGGGUAGCCACGGCUGAUGAAAUUGAAAUUCCGAUUGAUGUUUUGCAGAGAGUGUCAAAUUGAAGAUUGCUUCAGAGAUGUAGAAUGGUUAGGCACCGUGAAUUGAAGAACUUUGACGGAUUCAUUCUGCAAUGGAAAUCUCAGACAUAGGAGACUUGCAAGAAGAUGUGCCAAAUCCAAAUAGAAAGAAGACAACUUUACACCAAUCGGUCAACUGGAUAUUGCUGCAGUGGAGACAGCGUUGUUUAACGCGAAGAUGGCAAGCGAUUUGGCAGUUAGCCAAAUAUUGUCAAGAUGAAACCUUUUUUCUAAAUGGACUAAGUGGAUUUUUUUUCUUCUAAUUUUUUAUUAUUAUCAUUUUUGUACCACAACAUGGACACUAUGGAUCACCGAUGCUAGGAGGAAAUCGGAAUUGUUUCAAAAAUCUUUGUACAUUUAAUAUUCAAAUGUUGUUUUUAAAUAAAGUGUGUACUCGUAUGUAUAUACAUCAAUGGCCUUGUUUUAUUAGUUGAACAGUUGGAAAAUCAAAAGUUUACCCGCUUGUUUUGAUUCUGACAUCGCAUAAAACCCAGAAGCAGAUUAUAGUGUUGGUUUUUAAAUGCAAUUAAGGUGGUUUGCCUUUCUUUUGUGUCCAGUGUUGGUGGAUUAUUAUAACUUCGUCUUUCCAAGUUUUGAUGUUUAAUUGGUAAAUUAUGUUAUGGUGCUGUUUAUUUUAAAAGGUUUCUCAUUAAUAAACGUAUAUAAUUAAUCAAAGAGCUUUGUUCGCAAUUCAUAUGGUUUCCUAAGCACAUAGUGAAAUGCGUUAUAAAAUGGCUACUGCUUGUCCUUCUUCCUGGCAGAACAGGAAGUGAUGUAAUUGCUGCAAAAAUAUAUAGUUUUACAGUCUAGUAUAACCUUUUGAUAAUUGUGAAUAAAGGGUUUCAUUUUGGGGCUUGUUUGCUAAGUUUUAAGUUAUCUGUUAGUUUAUAUAAAGUAAAAUUUAAACAUAAUAAAAGGGGUGGGACUUAGGCAUCACCUGAGUGUGGGGUAAAUGGAAAUAACGUCAAUCAAGAGCAAAGCUUUCAGAGCAGGGAAGGAGCUGUAGAUGGCGGCUGAUCCUUGGGAAGGCUACCCUGGGUUUUGUCAGACCGAUUCUCUUGCUCGUCUUCGGUCGAUGCCGGCUAGUUUUCAUAUAAAUCUGUGCUCUGUGUUCACGCGGUCGCUUUUUAGGUGGAUUUUGUGCGUUUUGUGUCUUUUUUUGGCUGAUUUUGAGAGCUGGAGGAGCCGUCUGUUCUGGCCGUGUGCUUGUCGUUGUUUUCCAUACUGAGCUCCGGCAGCCAUGGCGCGCCUCCAUUUUUAGAGUGCUGCUGCUCUUCGCCUCUGUCGCGCUGACAGGCAAUGAAGACUUUAGAGGCCUGAAAGCUUUUUGAAACAAACUCGUUUUUGUUAUUUGUAAAGUUAUCAUUUAUACUGCUUAUUUUUAUCCGAGUCGGAUAAAUAUUUAAUCUGCGACCAGGCGGAAAAAAAGAAACUAUUAGAUGUCUUGUUGGUUAGCACGUUUUCUCAUUGAUUUGAUUUGUUUACAUUUUGUAAGGAAUAAUUGAAAGAUUUUGUAGUUUGUAUAUAUUCUUUUUGUAAUUCUUCAUGCGAUGACGCAGUUAAAAUUCACGGCAUGCGGCUGUAUCUGUGGACUAUUUUGGAGAAUAUACGCAUAAUACUUGAUUUGUUAUAACAGUAUCUAUCAUUAUUGUUACCUUUAAUUUAAAUUAGUAAUGUAAAUUAUGAUUUUCAAAUCAGUCGAUUUAUUAUUUUCUCAUUUCGUGUCGCACCGUCUGGGCUUUAUCUGCCACCUGAGAAAAGGCAGUCUGAUGGGACUUCUGUGAUAGUUUAUGCUACCUUCAACUUUUUGACAGUAAAUACAAGGACAAAUCAUCACUAUCGAGUCUUAAGGAUAUUAUCAUGAUGAAGAAUAAAAAUAAAAAACAAGAGGACGAAGGAUCGACCCAGAGUAAUGCUUCAAGCAAUUCAGCUUCAGAGGAGUCCAACCGUUCGGCAUCUGAGUCUGGAAGUCAGUCAGAAAGCGAGCAUGGCAGUGUGAGGAGGCGAUCGCACAACUCUGAAUCAAACAGCUCCUCUGAGUCAGAGAGCCGCUCUGAGUCAGAGAGCGAAUCCGUCGGGUCCAAAUCGCAGCAAGCCACUUCCGAGGCCAAAGACAAACCAGUCAGGAAGAAGGAGCGCCUGGCUGAUGUGAAGAAGAUGUGGGAAGAACACCCAGAUAUGUAUGGCGUCAGGAGGUCGAAUCGCAGCAGACAGGAGCCGGCUCGUCUCAACAUCGGAGCCGAGGACAGCAGUGACUCGGAGAGCGAGAGCCCUAAAAGAAAAUCUUCUCGAACGAAGAAAAAGGAAAAUAUCUGGAAAGAUGAUGACUCAAUUGAUGAAGAGGAAGAGGAGGAGGAGGAGACAUCCGGCAGUUCAGACAGUGAGCAGGAAGAGAAAAAAGUUAGAUCCAGACGACUUCCUGCUAGAAGGCCUCAGACCAAAUCAUCAAAAAAGCAGCAGCCUCAAAAAGGAAGGAAGUUGAGAAAACAGGAAUCAUCAGCUGAAGACGACGAUGAUGACGAUGACGACGACGAUGACGACGACGAUGAAGAAGAUACUCCAAAAAGACAGACUAGAAGAAGAGGGGCCACAAAAAUUAAGAGCUAUAAAGAGGAUCAGCAUGACUUUGAAACUGACUCUGAUGACCUGAUCGAAAUGACCGGAGAUGCUGGUGAGGAGCAGCAGGACGACGACAGCGAGACCAUCGAGAGGGUUCUCGAUUGCAGGACCGGCAGCAAAGGAGCCACUGGAGCUUCCACCACUGGGUACGCAGUGGAGGAAAACGGGGACCCCUGUGAAGGUUUCGAUCCUGAGAAAGAUGAAGGAGAGACUCAGUAUCUGAUCAAGUGGAAAGGCUGGUCCUACAUCCACAACACCUGGGAGAGCAUUGACUCGCUAACGCAGCAGAAGGUCAAGGGGCUGAAGAAGCUGGACAACUUUAAGAAGAAAAGUGAUGAGUUGAAUGCUUGGUUAAGUAAAGCGUCUCCAGAGGAUGUGGAGUUUCAUAACUGCCAGCAGGAGCUCACAUCUGACUUGACGAAACAGUUUCAAAUUGUGGAGCGAGUCAUUGCAACAAAAACAGGAAAGACUGCAGGUUCCUCUGAUUUUCCCUCCCACAGUCACAAGACUCCAUCCUCGAACGAGCCGGAGUACCUGUGCAAGUGGAUGGGCUUGCCAUAUUCCGAGUGCAGCUGGGAGGACGGCGCCUUGGUCAGCAAGAAGUUUCAGCACUGCAUCGACGGCUUCAUGAGCAGAAACUCCAGUAAAACCAUCCCGUCUAAGGACUGCAAGGUAUUAAAGCAAAGGCCGAGGUUUGUCGCGUUAAAGAAACAGCCAUCAUAUAUUGGUGAUGAGAACCUUCAGCUAAGAGAUUACCAGCUGGACGGGUUGAAUUGGCUGGCUCACUCCUGGUGCAGGUGCAACAGCGUCAUCCUGGCCGAUGAGAUGGGGCUUGGGAAGACCAUCCAGACCAUCUCCUUCCUGUCCUACCUGUUCCACCAGCAUCAGCUCUAUGGACCCUUUCUGGUGGUGGUGCCUCUGUCCACGUUGACCUCUUGGCAGAGGGAGUUUGACACCUGGGCUCCGGACAUGAACGUGGUGGUCUACUUGGGCGAUGUCAUGAGCAGGAAAACGAUCCGUGACUACGAGUGGGUGAACCAUCAAACCAAAAGAAUCCGUUUCAACGCCCUCUUAACGACCUAUGAGAUUCUGCUUAAAGAUAAGGGCGUCCUGGGGAAUAUUAACUGGGCCUUCCUGGGUGUGGAUGAAGCUCACAGGCUGAAGAAUGAUGACUCCCUGCUCUACAAAUCCUUAAUGGAGUUCAGAUCCAACCAUAGACUCCUCAUUACCGGCACUCCGCUACAGAACUCCCUCAAGGAGCUCUGGUCUCUGUUACACUUCCUAAUGCCCGACAAGUUUGACUCCUGGGAGGAUUUUGAGGAUGUACACGGAAAAGGAAGGGACAACGGUUAUCAGAGUCUCCACAAAGUCCUGGAGCCAUUCCUGCUCCGAAGGGUCAAGAAAGACGUAGAGAAAUCUCUGCCUGCCAAGGUGGAGCAAAUCCUCCGCGUUGACAUGUCGGCACAGCAGAAACAGUUCUACAAGUGGAUUUUAACAAGGAAUUACAAAGCCCUUUCCAAAGGCACCCGCGGCAGCUCCAGUGGCUUCCUAAACAUUGUGAUGGAGCUUAAAAAGUGCUGCAACCAUAGUUUUCUCAUUAAGCAGCCUGAGGAGGGAGACGGAGAAACGCAGCUGGAAACCCUGCAGGCUUUGGUGAGGGGCAGUGGAAAGCUGGUCCUGCUGGACAAGCUGCUGACCCGACUCCGCGAACGAGGCAACAGAGUCCUGAUCUUCUCCCAGAUGGUCAGGAUGCUGGACAUACUGGCCGAAUAUCUCACAAAGAAGCGAUACCCUUUUCAGCGCCUGGACGGUUCCAUAAAGGGAGAAAUCCGAAAGCAGGCACUAGACCACUUUAAUGCAGAGGGAUCAGAGGACUUUUGCUUCCUGUUAUCCACCAGAGCUGGAGGUUUGGGUAUUAACUUGGCCUCGGCAGACACUGUGGUCAUAUUCGACUCAGACUGGAACCCUCAGAACGACCUGCAGGCCCAGGCCAGAGCCCACAGGAUCGGACAGAAGAAGCAGGUGAAUAUAUAUCGGCUCGUCACUAAAGGAACAGUGGAAGAGGACAUCAUCGAGAGGGCAAAGAAGAAGAUGGUUUUGGACCAUCUGGUCAUUCAGAGAAUGGACACGACGGGUCGAACGGUUCUGGAUAACAACUCAGGAAACUCAAAUUCAAACCCUUUCAAUAAAGAAGAACUGACCGCUAUUCUCAAGUUUGGUGCUGAGGAUCUGUUCAAAGAGGCAGAGGGAGAGGAGUCCGAACCACAGGAGAUGGAUAUAGAUGAGAUCUUGAGGUUGGCAGAAACAAGAGAAACGGAUCAAGGCUCCAGCGCUACAGAUGAGCUUCUAUCACAGUUUAAGGUCGCCAACUUCUCCAGUAUGGAAGACACCACUCCGGAGUUUGAGGAGAAGCCCAUACGGGAAUGGGACGACAUCAUUCCUGAGGAGCAGCGGCGUAAAAUUGAGGAGGAGGAGAAGCAGCGGGAGAUGGAAGACAUCUUCAUGCUGCCCAGGAGCAGGAGCUCCAACAAGAGGGCACAAGCCAAUGACAGCGACAGCGAUGUGGGCUCAAAGCUGAAGCAACGCUCGUCUGGCUCAGACAGCGAGACGGAUGACAGCGACGACGACAAGAAGCCAAAGAAAAGAGGCAGACCUCGAGCUCGCAAAAACAACGUGGAGGGCUUCACCGAUGCAGAAAUCCGCAGAUUCAUUAAAGCCUAUAAGAAGUUUGGAUCUCCACUGGAGAGGCUGGAAGCCAUCGCCCGAGACUCUGAGUUGGUGGACAAAUCCAUCGCAGACCUGAAGAGGCUGGGCGAACUGAUUCACUCCAGCUGUGUGACGGCCGUGCAGGAGCACGAGGAACAGCUCAAAGAGAACCCAGUUGAAGCCAAAGGUCCUGGGAAACGCAGAGGAAUCAACAUUAAGAUUUCAGGAGUUCAGGUCAAUGCCAAGUCAAUCAUCCAGCAUGAGGAGGAGUUUGAGCCGCUUCACAAAGUCGUGCCCCUUAACCCCGCUGAGAGGAACAAGUUCAAGCUGACUUGCAGGGUUAAAGUCGCCCACUUCGAUGUGGAGUGGGAUCUGCAGGACGACACUCAGCUUCUACUGGGUAUCUACGAGCACGGCUUUGGAAACUGGGAUUUGAUAAAGACAGAUCCUGAUCUGCAACUGGCUGAUAAGAUUCUUCCAGACGACCCAAACAAGAAGCCUCAGGGCAAGCAGUUGCAGGCGAGAGCCGAGUAUCUGCUCAAACUGCUUAAGAAAGAGCAAGACAACGCGAUUCUGUCUAAAUCCGGACAGGAGGUUAAGGUGAAGAAGAGGAAGCCCCGAGCUAAGAAAGAAGCCAAGGUUCUCAAAGACGAGCAGGGCAACGAGAUCUCGUCCCCCCGGCAGUCCGAUAACCCGUCAGAGGAAGGAGAGGUCAAGGAAGAGGGAGCAGAGAAGUCUCCUGUGAAGAAGAGGCAAAAGAAAAAAGAUAACAAGGAAAAUAAAGAAAAACAGGGAACACCUAAAAAAGAGAAAGAUGGAGACAAGGAAAAGAAAACUGCCAAGCCCAGAAAGGAGAAGGCUAAGGGAGCCAAAGGGAAGAAGACUCAAGGUCCAGUUCACAUCACGGCCGGUUCCGAGCCCGUUCCCAUCGAAGGAAAGGAGGACGAUGAGCUCGACCAGGAAACCUUUAGCAUUUGUAAGGAGCGCAUGCGGCCGGUGAAGAAGGCCCUCAAGCAGCUGGACAAACCUGAUGAAGGACUGUCCGACCAGGAGCAGCUCCAGCACACACGCACAUGCCUGCUGAAGAUCGGAGACCGAAUCACAGAGUGCCUUAAAGCGUACAGCGACCCCGAACAUGUCAAGAUAUGGCGCAGGAAUCUCUGGAUUUUUGUGUCAAAGUUUACAGAAUUCAGUGCCAGAAAGCUCCACAAGCUUUACAAAAUGGCUCAAAAGAAGCGAUCACAUGAUGAAGAGAAGGAGCACAAGAAGAAGGACGAUUCUUCAGGGAGGACAAAAUCCUUCAGACCGGAACCUUCGGGGUCCAGUCGAGACUCCACAGGGACACCGUCCUCCAAAUCCGGGCCUCUCCCGAGCCAAUCAGGAACACACGGACACCACAGGGAACCGUACAACGCUGCUAACAAACGACACUUUGGCAACAAUGAUCGAGGUGACUGGCCGAGGGACCGUAAAUACGGUUACCAAGGAAACAGCAAUCAGCCUUGGCAGGGAGACCGCCACCAUCCAUACGACCCUCAUCGUUACAAGGAUCACUACGGAGAUAGACGUCCCCACGGAGAUACGUAUCGGAACUCAGGAGGUUACCGUAACAACACCUCUCCUCGAAAAAGGCCGUAUGAGCAGUAUGGCAACGACAGGGACCACAGGGGACAUCGGCCCUAUUAUGACAGGCACCCGGACCCCAAACGGAGACGUUCCGAUGAGUUCCACCCCAGUUACCACCAGGGCAGGGACGGCCCUCCGCAGGACUUCAGGAGGAUGCCGGAUCACAGAGCACAGGGUCCGCCGGGGCCGGAGCAUUACAACCGGCCCUUCCACCCAGACAAACCCCUCCCGCUGAUGGACCCCCGCUCCCCGCAGGCUCAGAAGUCUCCGCAGGACUCCCGCUCCCCGCUGGAACGCCCCAUGGAUCCCGGCCUUAUGCCGGAUCCAAACUGGAACAGCAGGAAAACAUAGAGCCCCCAGGGCCAUGAGGACUCUCCGUUUAUAAGCUGACUGUUGAGAAAGGGAAUCAACAUGUACUGUCUUUACCAGCAAACUUUCUCCCAGUGUUUGUGAUUGUAAGAUGGAAGGAAAUGAACUGAACAGAACUGAACUGUGCAUCUUUAUUUAAAUGAACUGCCUCCUCAGUUGAUCAUGAAGCAACUGAGUGGAAUGACUGUGGAAGCUUAGUCCUAUGGACUAUUAGAAGGGAGAUUUGGAUCCAUGAACUGAUGAGUGAUCUCAAUCCUAAAAGUGCCUGAAAGUGUUGGCCUUCUGAAGGGUAAAUGUACGGGAAUGUUCCCGGAGCAACCAUGGACACUUGUUUUUUUUUGGGGGGUUUUUUGUUUGUUUUUUUCCUGUGCUUAGCUUUAAGUAUUGCAAAAAGAUGUCAUCAGAAAUUGAAUGUGUUAAUCAUUUGCACCUUGGAAACAUGUUGACCAUGUAGCUGAAGAAAAUCACGGAGUUUUCACUGUGCAGAUGGAGAGAAUUUCAUCUGAGGUUGCCGGAAAUUUGAUUAAACAAGCCGGCAUCACUCAGGAGAACUUUUGAUUAUUUAAAAAAAAAAAAAAUCCCAUUCACCUUUCUCAUGUGUACCGUUAUGUACCAUUUAUGUAACUAUGUAUCUAUUCCAGUCAUUGCCAUCCCUUCCGCUCUGUUCACUUUAAAGUCUUUCCUCGCCAAUAUUGAAGCUAUCAAAGCAGUAUUUAUUAUGACUUUUCCAGUAGUUCAUAACACUAUAAAUCCAAACAAUCGUUUAUUAUGCCUUGCAGUAUUAGAAAUGGUACUUUGCUUCUUUAAGUGAUUCACCUUUUCUUCCCUAAUCAGGCGUUAUGUUUCUACCCACAGAUGGUUGUGCACUGCUGUUCUUUGUUACUCCUCCUGUGCCAAAUGUUCUUUCAUCCCACCUUUAUUCUGGUCUCUUUAAGCUUCUUUAAGUACCAUUUCUGUUUCCAGGAUCAAACUGCAGAACGGUUGAUGAAUAGUGCUGACAGAAUAUGAAAGGGCUGCACUUAGCUAAAUUAUAAAUUGAUUAAAAGCUCAAAAAAGGAUAACAUAUUCUGGUAAUUCGCGUAGCUUUUUGGUAGAAUGGAAUGUUUUUAGGGGCAAAGUGUAAAAACUAUGGUAUGAAAAGUUUUUUUAUUUUUUUAUUUUUUUUUGGGGGGGCUUACAGUUAAUUUCUUACAGUGAACAACCAGCUGUUGUUUUUCUCCCACUCAAAACAAACUACAGUUCCUGUAUUAUGUUCUGUAAGAGAGUUUAAAUAAUUUAUAUUUGUGACAAAACCACCCUUCAUGAAAAAAAUUGCUGUACAUAUGUUUGGACAUAUGUAAUAAACUUUGUUACACAAAA
Gambusia affinis (western mosquitofish) is the source of this 8957-nucleotide messenger RNA. RefSeq names its product chromodomain helicase DNA binding protein 2 (gene chd2). Gene Ontology annotation, biological process: regulation of transcription by RNA polymerase II; nucleosome organization. Gene Ontology annotation, cellular component: nucleus; chromatin. Gene Ontology annotation, molecular function: DNA binding; histone binding; ATP binding. Bases 2139 to 7580 code for a protein of 1813 amino acids. Lineage: Eukaryota; Metazoa; Chordata; Actinopteri; Cyprinodontiformes; Poeciliidae. The record is from RefSeq and is a predicted model, not a curated record. The transcript is spliced from 42 exons.